Molecule: messenger RNA, 1029 nt
Organism: Teleopsis dalmanni
Lineage: Eukaryota; Metazoa; Arthropoda; Insecta; Diptera; Diopsidae
Product: pituitary homeobox homolog Ptx1-like
Exons: 2
Coding region: 1-648 (215 amino acids)
Biological process (GO): anatomical structure morphogenesis; regulation of transcription by RNA polymerase II
Cellular component (GO): nucleus
Molecular function (GO): DNA-binding transcription factor activity, RNA polymerase II-specific; RNA polymerase II cis-regulatory region sequence-specific DNA binding
Source: RefSeq, a predicted model, not a curated record
AUGGAAGAUAGUGGCAUAGAUAGUGAAGAACCACAUCCAGUACAAAUAUUUGAAGACAAGCAAAAGGUGUGGUUUAAAAAUCGUCGUGCCAAAUGGCGUAAACGUGAACGUAAUGCUAUGAAUGCAGCUGUUGCUGCAGCUGAUUUUAAAUCCGGUUUUGGAUCUCAAUUUAUGCAACCAUUUGCUGAUGAUUCACUAUAUUCCUCAUAUCCAUACAAUAAUUGGACAAAAGUACCUUCACCACUUGGUACAAAACCCUUCCCAUGGCCAGUCAAUCCACUUGGUUCAAUGGUUACCACAAAUCACCAUCAAAAUUCAGUGAAUUGCUUUAAUACUGGUGCCAGCGGUGUUGCUGUUAGCAUGAAUAACUCAAUGUUACCAGGUACGAUGGGCUCCACAUUGACCAAUUCAAAUGUUGGGGCUGCACCCUGCCCUUAUACAAAUCCCGCUAAUCCUUAUAUGUAUCGUGCCGCAGCUGAACCUUGCAUGACAUCUAGCAUGUCUUCCAGCAUAGCUACGUUACGCUUAAAAGCGAAACAACAUACAACCGGUUUCGCAAGCCCCUAUUCAGCGCCUUCACCGGUUUCGAGAUCCAAUUCAGCAGGUCUGUCAGCAUGUCAAUAUACUGGCGUUACUGAUGUUGUUUGAGAAAACGCCCUCGGGGCUCUGCUCAAUCAGCAUCAGCACCAUUUACAACAUUUCUCUAGCGGCGGUAAUGCAUCAGUUGGACAUAAUUUGCAUCAUCUACACAACAAUAACAACAACAAUAAUCUAUUAAAUAACAACCAUUUGUUACUGGAUCACAACGGUGGCGGCAGUAAUGAUAAAUCACCACUUCAUCAUCAACAGAAUGAUUUAAGUGGUGGUAAUGGUAGUGCUAAUGGUUUAAUGGGCCCAAAUGGUACCAAUGACAAUGGCGAAGAUGUAGAAGAAGUCAUUGACUAAGAUUGCUUACACAUGCAAUGGGUGUCUUAGACUUGAUGCAAUAAAUAAUAUAAAAUGAAAUAAUUUAAAAAUAAAAAUGAAUGU